AUGGAGGAAAAAUCUCACCAUGUCGACUCAGGUAGGGCUGUAUAUGUCUCGCCCGCUCCUUCACUGAAGACAAAUACUGCAGGCUCUAGAGCGGCUCAUGCAAAGGAUGCAACGGAAACAACCGUGGUUACAAGCAGGACUGAACACCUAACAAGGCUCGGACUGCUAAGUACUAUGGUUUCACUCACCCUUGUCGGGUUUUUGAUACUUUUAGAUGCUUCGAUUGUGUCUACGGCGAUUCCGAGAAUCACAACCACCUUUCACUCCCUAAAUGACGUGGGCUGGUAUGGAACCGCAUACCUUCUGUCCAACUGUGCUCUUCAACCUCUAACAGGGAAGAUGUACACUUACUAUAACAAUAAGUGGACAUUCCUUUCCUUCUUCGCCAUUUUCGAGUUCGGCUCUGUCCUUUGUGGUGCAGCCACAUCUUCCAACAUGCUCAUUGUCGGACGGGCAUUUGCUGGAAUGGGUGGGUCUGGCCUCCUAAAUGGAGCAUACACAAUCAUUCAUGCGAGUGUCCCACCAGAAAGGAAAGCUGCUCUCACUGGAGUACUUAUGAGCAUUUCCCAGCUUGGAUUAUUAUGUGGUCCUCUUAUUGGAGGGGCAUUGACUCAACAUGCAUCUUGGAGGUGGUGCUUCUACAUCAACCUUCCCUGUGCCGCUAUAGUAGGGCCCCUUCUGAUCUUGACACCACUUCCAGGUCAUGACGGUAAAAAUUAUGAAGGGCCGACGCUAGUUUCCUCUCUCAAAAGGCUGGACCUACUUGGCUUCGCCAUGUUUGCUGGAGCCGCUAUCCAAGUUCUCCUGGCUUUGAAUUGGGGUGGUAGCUCUUAUGCCUGGAAUAGUUCCAUAAUCAUUGGACUCUUCUGUGGCUCUGGUGCCUUGCUGAUUGUCUUUGUAGCAUGGGAGUACUACAUGGGAGAAGGUGCUAUGAUACCCUUCUCCAUCCUUAGCCGGCGGAUUGUCUGGGCCAGCUGCAUGAAUUAUGGAUUAUUCGCCGGUUGUUCGUUGAAUUCUACAUAUUACCUGCCCUUGUAUUUUCAGGCUGUCCGAGAUGCCACUCCGACCAUGAGUGGAGUGGAUCUCCUUCCUUCCAUUUUGGGGACUAUGAUUUUCGCCAUGAUCACUGGAGUACUCGUGGGCCGAGUAGGAUACUAUCUGCCGUUCGCGGUAGCCGGCGGAGCCCUCACAAUGCUUGGAACAGGGCUUCUAAUCACACUCGCUCCCACCACUUCCACAGGUCAAUGGAUAGGAUUUCAGAUCUUGCAAGGUGUCGGUCGCGGCCUUGGGCUUCAAAUUCCUCUCCUCGCAGUACAAAAUAAUACGCCAAAGGAAAAGAUUUCCAUUGUGACCUCGCUUAUUGUUUUCGGGCAGAACUUCGGUGGUGCCAUUUUUUUGUCUCUCGCUGAGGUCAUCUUCAAUGCAAGCUUGAAAUCAGAGCUGAAGACUCUUUCUCCACAGACUAGCUCGGAGACUAUUACCGCGGCCGGCGCUGCAGGGCUUCGGAACGUAGUAUCGGCCAAAGCUUUACCAAGUGUAUUGCUGGCCUAUAACCAAGCCAUUGUCCAUGUUAUGUACCUUGCGGUUGCUGGAGCUGGGGGUGCCUUUCUGUUUGCAUUUGGGAUGGGAUGGACAAGUAUAAAGAAGAAAAAGGAUACAGGCACUGAAGAGAAGGGAAUCUGA
Penicillium hordei is the source of this 1683-nucleotide messenger RNA. Its product is annotated as MDR family MFS transporter. Gene Ontology annotation, molecular function: transmembrane transporter activity. Gene Ontology annotation, biological process: transmembrane transport. The transcript is spliced from 7 exons. Lineage: Eukaryota; Fungi; Ascomycota; Eurotiomycetes; Eurotiales; Aspergillaceae. The record is from RefSeq and is a predicted model, not a curated record. Bases 1 to 1683 code for a protein of 560 amino acids.